GGCGCUGCAUCCUGGCGCUGGCCUCCGCCGCCGCCGCAGCCACUGCCGUCGGGGAAGGUCCCAGCGCGGACAUGACCUCGCGCGCCGCUCGCCUGGGCGGGAGCUCCCGGCGCACAGCGCAGUAGUCCCGUAGAGAGGAGGACUCGACGGGGCAGACCGCGCAGAAAACCAGGCGGGCGGCAUGGAGGCGGCGCACCUGUUCUCGGCCGCCGACGUGUUGCGUCGCUUCUCGGUGACGGUCGAGGGCGGCCUGAGGCCGGAGCAGGUGACUAGCGCGCGGGAGCGCUACGGCCCCAACGAGCUCCCAACUGAGGAAGGGAAGUCCCUGUGGGAGCUGGUGCUGGAGCAGUUUGAAGACCUGCUGGUGCGCAUCCUGCUGUUGGCUGCCCUGGUCUCCUUCGUCCUGGCCUGGUUUGAGGAGGGCGAGGAGACCACAACAGCCUUCGUGGAGCCCCUGGUCAUCAUUCUGAUCCUCGUGGCCAAUGCCAUCGUGGGCGUAUGGCAGGAACGCAACGCUGAGAGUGCCAUUGAGGCCCUGAAGGAGUAUGAGCCUGAGAUGGGUAAGGUGAUCCGCUCAGACCGCAAGGGCGUGCAGAGGGUCCGUGCCCGGGACAUUGUCCCUGGAGACAUCGUGGAGGUAGCAGUGGGAGACAAGGUGCCCGCUGACCUCCGCCUCAUCGAGAUCAAGUCCACCACCCUGAGAGUGGACCAGUCCAUCUUGACAGGUGAAUCCGUGUCUGUGACCAAACACACAGACGUUAUCCUGGAUCCCAGAGCUGUGAACCAGGACAAGAAGAACAUGCUGUUCUCUGGUACCAACAUCGCAUCGGGCAAGGCACUGGGGGUGGCGGUGGCCACAGGCCUGCGCACAGAGCUGGGUAAGAUCCGCAGCCAGAUGGCGGCAGUGGAGCCAGAGCGGACACCACUGCAGCAAAAGCUGGACGAGUUUGGGCGGCAGCUGUCCCGUGCCAUCUCUGUGAUCUGUGUGGCCGUGUGGGUCAUCAACAUCAGCCACUUCGCUGACCCAGCCCAUGGUGGCUCGUGGCUCCGUGGUGCCGUCUACUACUUCAAGAUUGCUGUGGCCCUCGCUGUGGCUGCCAUCCCUGAAGGCCUCCCAGCUGUCAUCACUACAUGCCUGGCUCUGGGCACACGGCGCAUGGCACGCAAGAAUGCCAUUGUGCGGAGCCUGCCCUCUGUGGAGACCUUGGGCUGCACCUCGGUCAUCUGCUCCGACAAGACAGGCACCCUCACCACCAAUCAGAUGUCCGUGUGCCGGAUGUUCGUGGUAGCUGAGGCCCAAGCAAGCUCCUGCCGUUUGCACGAGUUCACCAUCUCGGGUACCACUUAUGCCCCGGAGGGCGAAGUGAGGCAGGCGGAGCAGCUUGUGCGCUGUGGGCAGUUCGAUGGUCUGGUGGAGCUGGCGACAAUCUGUGCCCUGUGCAAUGACUCAGCGCUGGAUUACAAUGAGGCUAAGGGUGUAUAUGAGAAGGUGGGAGAGGCCACAGAGACGGCCCUGACUUGCCUGGUGGAGAAAAUGAACGUGUUUGACACCAACCUUGAGGCCCUGUCCCAGGUGGAACGAGCCAGUGCUUGCAAUGCGGUCAUUAAGCAGCUGAUGCGGAAGGAGUUUACUUUGGAGUUCUCCCGAGACCGGAAGUCCAUGUCAGUGUACUGCACACCCACUCGACCUGGCCUGGCAGCCCAGAGCAGCAAGAUGUUUGUCAAGGGGGCUCCUGAGAGUGUGAUCGACCGCUGCAGCUCAGUCCGAGUGGGAAGCCGCACGGUACCCCUGAACACCACCUCCAGGGAGCAGAUCCUGGCCAAGAUCCGGGAUUGGGGCUCUGGCUCAGACACGCUGCGUUGCCUGGCACUGGCCACUCGGGAUGCUCCCCCAAGGAAGGAGGACAUGCAGCUGGAUGACUGCAGCAAGUUUGCUCAGUACGAGACGGACCUGACCUUUGUGGGCUGCGUGGGCAUGCUGGACCCUCCAAGGCCCGAGGUGGCUGCUUGCAUCGAACGCUGCCACCAGGCUGGCAUCCGCGUGGUCAUGAUCACAGGGGACAACAAAGGCACAGCUGUGGCCAUUUGCCGCCGGCUUGGCAUCUUCAAGGACACAGAGGAUGUGGUGGGCAAGGCCUACACAGGGCGCGAAUUUGAUGACCUCAGCCCCGAGCAGCAGCGCCAGGCCUGCCGCACGGCAUGCUGCUUCGCCCGUGUGGAACCUGCACACAAGUCUCGAAUCGUAGAGAACCUACAGUCCUUCAAUGAGAUCACUGCCAUGACUGGAGACGGCGUGAAUGAUGCCCCGGCUCUGAAGAAAGCAGAGAUUGGCAUUGCCAUGGGCUCUGGCACAGCUGUGGCCAAGUCAGCAGCCGAGAUGGUGCUGUCAGAUGACAACUUUGCCUCAAUUGUGGCUGCAGUGGAGGAGGGCCGGGCCAUCUACAACAACAUGAAGCAAUUCAUCCGCUACCUCAUCUCUUCCAAUGUCGGCGAGGUUGUCUGCAUCUUCCUCACGGCAAUUCUGGGCCUGCCAGAAGCUCUGAUCCCUGUGCAGCUGCUCUGGGUGAACCUGGUGACAGAUGGCUUGCCUGCCACAGCCCUGGGUUUCAACCCACCAGACCUGGACAUCAUGGAGAAGCUGCCUCGAAACCCUCGUGAGGCCCUCAUCAGUGGCUGGCUCUUUUUUCGAUAUCUGGCUAUUGGAGUGUACGUAGGCCUGGCCACGGUGGCUGCCGCCACCUGGUGGUUCCUAUAUGAUGCCGAGGGACCUCACGUCACCUUCUACCAGCUGAGGAACUUCCUGAAGUGCUCCAAGGACAACCCUCUCUUUGCCGACAUUGACUGCGAGGUCUUCGAGUCACGCUUCCCGACAACCAUGGCCUUGUCUGUGCUGGUGACCAUUGAAAUGUGCAAUGCACUCAACAGCGUCUCGGAGAACCAGUCGUUGCUGCGGAUGCCACCCUGGCUGAACCCUUGGCUGCUGGGAGCCGUGGUCAUGUCCAUGGCCCUGCAUUUCUUCAUCCUGCUGGUGCCACCCCUGCCCCUUAUUUUCCAGGUGACCCCCCUGAGUGGGCGCCAGUGGGUAGUGGUGCUCCAGAUAUCUCUGCCUGUCAUCCUGCUUGAUGAGGCCCUCAAGUACCUGUCCCGGCACCACGUGGAUGAAGAAAAGGACAAGAAGUGAGUGGCGGGAGCAGAGCGGAGUCUCCAAUGUGUACCUCAGCCUGAUGAUGCCCUAGCGCCCACCCCUCCUCCACACACUGCCAUCACGCUCACCGCUUGCUCACGGGGCCCUGCCGAGGGUCCUUGUCCUUGCUUCCACAUGUGUGGGGGCUGUGUAAUUUGUGUCUCUGGGACUCUCCUGGGAGGUUCACCUCUGAAGUUCCAGCUCAAGAUCAGCCGCCUCGGAGGGAGCUGCCCGGAAGCCGGAGCUGGAAGCCGAUCCCUCAACCCCUGAAGCCAUGAACACAUUUGGGAGCAGGCACCCCCUUGCUUGGAGGCUGAGCAUUUACUUGGUGACUGGUGCUUCUGUACUGAUGGAGGACUCCUGGAGUUCUUGCUAGCUCUGACCUCUCGCUUAGUGCCGUCUGCUGCCUGGUCAGUGGGGCGGCGGAGUGUGUGUGUGUGUGUGUGUGUGUGUGUGUGGUGGUGGUGGUGGUGAAGGGGAGGACAUCUGGGCCCAGCUGUGCACAGAGAGGGCGGAUAACACCCCCUCCACUCUGUUCUCUUCCCACAAAGUUGGCACGUGAGGGUUAAGCCUCUUACUGUUUAUUUGUGCAAGGGGUUGAAGGGUCAGAGAGGAACAUGGUAGUGGGGUGGGGGGGCUGGGCAAGGAUCCCCUUCCCAGGAGACAGCUGGCUUGCCUGCCUCAGCUCUGGACACUCCCAGCUGGAGAUUUCCCUGUCCUAAGCAAAUGAGACAUGCCGAGUCACGGUGCUGUCCAGUCUGCCAAGCAGAGGCUGGAUUUGCCCUACAUAUCCCCGGUGCCUACGGCCCCAGACAUCCUUGGGUACCUGAUCACUGUGCCCUUUCAGCCCACCCCUGUGUCCACCAUCCCAAAGUCUGCUCAGCUGGGCGAUUCUGAGUCCUCCAGACUCCUGGCCUCACUCGUCACAUCCAACCCCUCGUAUCCAUGAGCUGAAAGGAUGUCACUAAGAAUGGCUAGUUACCCAACAGCACUUACUCUCCCUCCAUCAUUGCUGGAGGAAUUUGUGCCCAUGUGGAUCAUGUCAGAUGAUGGGAAAAGAGUGUUUGAUGGACAUAAAUAUUCUUUUAAUUCAGCUUUUGCCCCUCUGGCCAGAAUUAGGCAUAGAAGAAAACAGUGGGUCAAUGUACAUCCUCACCCCUCCUGGAGAGUGUAUCAAGUGAUUAUUUUAUAUGUAAAUCAAGACUCACAUCCCUGUCCUGUCCCCCAGAAGCAAAAAGCCCCCUUAGCCUGCCUUGCAGACAAAUAGGCACCAGGCUCUGACCUUGUACCACACCUUUCCAUCCCUCUCUCCAAGUUUCUGGAGAGGCCAAUAGAGAAACAGUUAGGUGGGGCUCCCUUGGGCACUAGCCCACAGAGAUUCUCUGCUUCUGUAUUGCUGGAGGGAAGGGAGACCUUGAGGUGGGGGAGGGUGGCAGGGUCCUGAAUCCAUCUGUCAACAUGCAGUUGGUAGAGAAAUAAAGGUUGAGUGCCUGGGGCAAUGGAGGACCAUC
Molecule: messenger RNA, 4695 nt
Organism: Hyaena hyaena (striped hyena)
Lineage: Eukaryota; Metazoa; Chordata; Mammalia; Carnivora; Hyaenidae
Gene: ATP2A3
Product: ATPase sarcoplasmic/endoplasmic reticulum Ca2+ transporting 3
Exons: 21
Coding region: 182-3181 (999 amino acids)
Biological process (GO): intracellular calcium ion homeostasis; calcium ion transmembrane transport
Cellular component (GO): membrane
Molecular function (GO): ATP binding; P-type calcium transporter activity; ATP hydrolysis activity
Source: RefSeq, a predicted model, not a curated record